UCUCUCUCUCUCCUCUUUAGCUUCAGUUUACAGCAGAAGCAGAGAGGAGAGAGGGUGAAGUCAUCUCUCUUUCUUUCUCUAUUACAAGUAUGCAAACCCAGAACCAUGUCCUAGUUUCCACUUUUACCCCUCCCAACUACCUUUAUUCACGCCCACUAAUCACCUCUCUCACCAGUACUGCUUCACUAGCUCUGAAUUCCCACGUCCAUGGCGGACUCAGCCGACGUCUUGGCGGUGCUCGAGUUCCUGAGGAAAAACGGGUUUUCGGAGGCCGAAUCGGCUCUCAAAGAGGAUAUGAUUGAAAAGGGCGAUCUGGGUUCUUUCGAUUACGAGAAAUUCAUGUUUCCGAUGGCUCCUCCGCUGCCGCCGGUCAGAAUUCCAGCGAGCUUCCGGCGGUCGGAGGUUCAGGGCGGCGGAGAAUGCUCGGGGUCGAGCUCGGCGGUGGACGACGAGUUUGUGAGCGCGGGAUCUUCUACUUCUAACAAGUGCUCUUCAGAAUUCACAAACCCGUAUGGAGUUCGAUCUACAUCUCCAAGCGGUUCCCAAGCUUCAUCCGAUGGGUUCUCUCAGUUUGGCACGGCACGCGAUUACCACGAUUUCGAUAUGCAAAAUGACCUGUUCUGGCAUGAUGAGAAAGAUGAUGGAGACUUCAUGACUCCUUGCUUUGAAGGGCCGGACUUCUUCGCCUGUCCCACUGAGGAUAAGUUCAUCAUGACUUCAGAUACAGACAAGGGGAGCGAGAAAGUGCUGGAUCUGAAUUAUAAAUCCGAAGCAUUUCAAUCGGAAAUAAGCCUCGAUUGCCUGGACAAAAAUUGUCUUACCAAUGUUUCUCCCGUGGAUGAUACAAGCAAGGUUUAUGCGACGAAUUAUAAGAAAAAUCAGCUGGAAGAAGGCUUUGAGGAAUAUUGUGCAGAAUGCUGCUAUCCAAGUUUGAAAGAAACCGAUUUCAAAAAUUACCAAUUAGAUGUUUCGGGGGGCAUCCUUUGUAUGGAUGUUGAUUCUGCUCCAUAUGACAAGAUAAGCAAGAGUUCUAAUUGCUCUGCUAAAAGGAGUUCCAAAAAUGAACAGGAUGAAAAGUUUACAGUGUCCGCUGGUUUAGACGGUAAGGUUGCAGUGAAUGAUUUCAUGCAAAAGGGAGUUGAAGGAUAUGGAGUUGGAGUCGGUGAAGUAAACAAAGGAUCCCACGAGCCUGAGGUUGCUGCCGAUGGAGAUGAUGCUGCUCCCGAUGAGGUUUUGAUGUACAAUGAUGAUGAGGAUUAUGAAGUUUUCGACUUGAGAAUUGUACACAGGAAGAACAGGACCGGAUUUGAAGAAAGCAAGGAUUUCCCAAUUGUGCUAAAGACUGUAAUUGCAAGCAGGUACUAUAUAACGGAAUACCUUGGUUCGGCAGCCUUCAGUAAGGUUGUGCAGGCUCAUGAUCUUCACACAGGAGUCGAUGUGUGCCUCAAAAUCAUAAAGAAUGAUAAAGAGUUUUUCGACCAGAGUCUGGAUGAGAUUAAACUUCUAAAGUUUGUCAACAAAAAUGACCCUGCAGAUGAACACCAUGUAUUGCGACUUUAUGACUACUUCUACCAUCAGGAGCAUCUCUUUAUCGUUUGUGAACUCCUUCGGGCAAACUUGUAUGAAUUUCAGAAGUUCACUCAAGAAUCUGGUGGAGAAGCUUACUUCACAUUAAGAAGGUUGCAGCUCAUAACACGUCAGUGUUUAGAGGCAUUGGACUACUUGCAUCACUUGGGAAUUAUUCACUGCGAUCUAAAGCCUGAAAACAUUCUUAUAAAAAGUUACAGAAGAUGUGAAAUAAAGGUAAUUGAUCUUGGAAGCAGUUGCUUUCGCACGGACAACCUGUCUCUAUAUGUGCAAUCUCGUUCUUAUAGAGCUCCUGAAGUCAUUCUUGGCCUCCCUUAUGACGAGAAGAUUGACAUGUGGUCUCUGGGCUGUAUAUUGGCGGAGUUAUGCUCCGGAGAAGUGCUCUUUCCAAAUGAUGGGGUUGUAAUGAUCCUUGCGCGUAUGAUUGGAAUGCUUGGUCCUAUCGAUCUGGAUAUGUUAGUGAAAGGUCAGGAGACCGAUAAGUACUUCACACACGAGUUAGAUCUUUACCACAUAAAUGAGGAAACAAACCAACUGGAAUACAUAAUCCCGGAGGAGUCCUCCUUGGAGAAUCACCUGCAAGUAACCGACAUUGGGUUCAUCGACUUUGUCAAAAGCCUGCUUGAAGUCAAUCCCGAGAGACGCCCAACCGCAAGGGAAGCACUGGAGCACCCAUGGCUUUCCUACACAUACGAUACAAGUCCCUUCUAAACUCAUGGGGUACGUAGCAGUUCUCCUUGUGGGUUCAUUUGUAAAUUGAGUUUUGAAGAGCAAUUUGUGAAUUACGACCUGCAUCCGGUGAACCUAGGACUGCGACGCGCUUCCGAUUUCAGUUUUGGUUUCGUGUACGUGGGCCUUGUUUUGCAUUGUCUAUCGUAUAUUCUCUGGUUCUGAUUUAACAUAUUCAUACUUUUCUUAUACAAAUUGAUGUAAUAAAAUGUCCUGCAUAAACACGGUGGUGUUUUCUGAUUCAUUUAUUCUUAUGAAAUUCAAUUUUUUGGAUGCUGAAAA
Molecule: messenger RNA, 2598 nt
Organism: Pyrus x bretschneideri (Chinese white pear)
Lineage: Eukaryota; Viridiplantae; Streptophyta; Magnoliopsida; Rosales; Rosaceae
Product: serine/threonine-protein kinase PRP4 homolog
Exons: 7
Coding region: 208-2298 (696 amino acids)
Biological process (GO): peptidyl-serine phosphorylation; peptidyl-threonine phosphorylation
Cellular component (GO): cytoplasm
Molecular function (GO): ATP binding; protein serine/threonine kinase activity; protein tyrosine kinase activity
Source: RefSeq, a predicted model, not a curated record